This is a messenger RNA of Mollisia scopiformis, 2887 nucleotides long. RefSeq names its product serine threonine protein kinase. Gene Ontology annotation, molecular function: protein serine/threonine kinase activity; ATP binding. Gene Ontology annotation, cellular component: cytoplasm. The coding region runs from base 218 to 2524 and encodes 768 amino acids. NCBI's taxonomy places the organism in Eukaryota, Fungi, Ascomycota, Leotiomycetes, Helotiales, Mollisiaceae. Gene Ontology annotation, biological process: protein phosphorylation; intracellular signal transduction. The transcript is spliced from 5 exons. The record is from RefSeq and is a predicted model, not a curated record.
CACAAGCGCCUUCCGUUGAGCUCCCUGUUCGAGCCUCAGGAUGAUUACCAUAGCAUCCUAAAUAUCAACUCAAUCCUCCAGGACUUCAUUGACAUUCACCAAAAGUGUUGAAGCUCUCGCCAGCAUCCGCCCGUCUUUGGUGGGGCAAGCAACGUUCCCAGUCCCCUCGCAACAAACAGACCCCAUCAUACCCAAAAAGCAACUCACGAACCCCGCCAUGAUGCCUCACGGCGCCUACGACGACGGGGAGCUGGAGAUCUCUCUGGCCCCGUCUGCCAACCGCCGUGCCAACAACAAACCCCCCGAUGCGUCUGCUGCUCGUCGUCCAAAUGGCAAUCAUCAUCGAGCUGCGAAUGAGCCACCACCUCAGAAGAAGGCCGAGCAGCGGAUCGGUGCAUACCACAUCAUUCGAACGCUGGGUGAGGGAUCGUUUGGUAAGGUCAAGCUGGCUACACAUCGUGUUACGAAUCAGCAGGUCGCCUUGAAGAUAAUUGCUAGGAAGAAGCUCAUUAGUCGGGAUAUGGCUGGUCGGGUUGAGCGGGAAAUCGAAUAUCUACAGUUACUCAGACAUCCCCAUAUCAUCAAGCUAUACACGGUGAUUAAGACCCAACUCGAGAUUAUUAUGGUCCUUGAAUACGCUGGUGGAGAACUCUUCGAUUACAUCGUACAAAAUGGAAAGAUGAAAGAGGACGAAGCUAGGAGAUUCUUUCAGCAGAUUAUAUGUGCAGUCGAAUACUGUCACAGACACAAGAUUGUGCACCGAGAUCUCAAGCCGGAGAACCUGCUAUUAGACGACAACCUGAAUGUCAAGAUUGCAGAUUUCGGACUUUCCAACAUCAUGACGGAUGGAAACUUCUUGAAGACAAGUUGUGGAAGUCCCAAUUAUGCUGCUCCAGAGGUAAUCAACGGUAAACUAUAUGCUGGACCGGAAGUCGAUGUUUGGAGUUGUGGAGUCAUCCUGUACGUUCUACUUGUGGGAAGACUACCCUUCGACGAUGAGCACAUUCCUUCUUUGUUUGCAAAGAUUGCUAAGGGUCAUUAUGUGGUGCCGAACUAUAUGAGCAGCGGAGCUUCGUCGUUGAUCAAGAAGAUGUUGGCCGUGAAUCCUGUUCACAGAGCCACUAUCGAGGACAUUCGAAUGGACCCGUGGUUCGUCAAGAAUCUGCCUGCUUACUUACAGCCACCAGUCGAGGAGUUCUUGGAUACUGGAGUUGAUCCCAGCAAGGCCAUUACGCCUAAGCUUAUUGCUCCUCACGCUAGUCCGGCCGUGCAGGAGAAGCUUCACGACCAGGUCACCGAGAAGAUUUCCAAGACAAUGGGUUAUGGUAUUAAGGAUGUUCAAGAAGCUUUGGCUGCGGAAGAGCCAUCAGCUAUCAAAGAUGCAUACUUGAUCGUCAGAGAGAACAAGCUGAUGCAAGCGAACCCAAAUCUCUCAGAUGACAAAGGUCAACUAUUAUUUCAAGUCCCUUCACCGCCUGCUUGGAACGAUGGCAUCAAGUUGGAUACUGCCAUCUCUCCACCACCUUCACCCGUUGUGAAAGAGGCUUCGGGCCAUAAAGAAGUUCUACCAAGUCGGCCCAGCCCCCUUGUUGAUGCUAUGUCUCCACGCUCUUCAAGUUCGAUAGGGACCGAUAGAUCAACGAGACCAUAUGUCAGCAAGAUUGGCAUCCUCCCAAGCAGUUUACCGGCCUAUCACCGCGAUUUUAUGGAAGCUCGUCGAAGUGGGAGAGAUACUACCAGCACUCUCUCAACUGCACACUCGGAGGUUGAUGAGCCGAAGGUUCAGACGGAAGCAGAGAAGCUAGAGACUGCUCGCAGGUUGAACCCACACUCCAAGAGCCAGAUUCGACUCGACGAAGCCAGCAAGAGACCGGCAGGCAUGACGCAAAUUCCACAGAAGAAGGCGAAGCCUACCAAGUGGCAAUUUGGUAUUCGUUCCCGAAAUCAGCCUCUUGAGGCUAUUGGCUGUAUCUAUAGAGCUCUUCAGAAGCUUGGUGCUGAGUGGGUUGUUGAUGAGGACUGGCAGCCCCAUGGCGAAUCUAAUGACGAAGACAGAACGAACAACAACAGCUUUGUGUCAAAUGGUAGCGGAGCAUCAUUACACCAUUCCGAAUCAAUGCCGGGACAGAACAAUUCUUCAAGCAGUAUUCAGUUCCAAGCACUGGAUCCGAAUGGUGAUUACAAGUUACCGGCGGAUCCUUGGGUUUUGAGAGUGCGGUGGAGAAAAGAUGACCUUCGUCGCCAAUCUGUGGCAUCCCUAAGCAGCACUGGCGGCUCGCUCCCUUCAGAGAUGGCAUCACCUCCCAGAGGCUCUAAUCACAAACUUGACCCUAUCGAGAAUGUGUUCAUGCAUCUCGACAUCCAACUGUAUGAGAUGGAACCUGGGGUCUAUCUAGUUGACUUCAAGUGUGCUGGCUACGAAAAUGUUGACGGCAUGCUUCUUGAAGAGAAAGAUGUCACCUCACCGUUCCCAUUCCUAGAUCUGGCCUCAAAACUGAUCAUUCAACUUGCGGAGGCAGACUGAGCAGCACUCACUCUUUGACUACGAGGAAUUUACGAUGGAAUGAGGACAGGAGCUUGAACGGGUACUUGCAUGAUACGAUAUGACUGGAAAUGGUAGGACAGGAGGGAUGCAGAAAUUAAGGCAUGGAAAUGACGGCAAUUAAGUGGUAAAGAGGAUAUCUUCGAGCGUGGCGUUGUUCUGGAUGAUUGAAUACCCGGAAAAAAAAUCCUAUGUCAGCACACAUUUUCUUUCUCUUCUCUUAAUGCAUGGUAGGGAAAGAUGCAAGAUGCGUGGCAUCUCCACUCUUUGUGUGUAAUUGUGGGCAUAGAUCAUCAGGCAUAAUGGAAUGAUAAUGCACUGAUUCUACAUGGAUAUCUUUGACUU